Messenger RNA from Adineta ricciae, 639 nucleotides. Lineage: Eukaryota; Metazoa; Rotifera; Eurotatoria; Adinetida; Adinetidae. The record is from the annotation of a GenBank genome assembly.
AUGUUGAUUAUUCCAUUAAUAUUGAUGGUGAUUUCGUCGCCAUCAUUCGUUUUCUGUGCUGAUGAAUUUGAAGAUUAUCGUUGUAAAUGUGUAUGCCCAUCGCUAGCUGUUCUAGCCGGUUCGCCUGUGAAUGAAACAGAUCGUCGUGUUUAUGUUGAUGUCGUGCCACCGAAUAAAUGUUUAUGUCAACUGGUUGUUUUUCGCUCCAUUGACGCCACGCAAGAUUUCAAAGAUCGAUUUUGUCCUCGCUGUGUUUGUAACUAUGAAGUCCGGAAUACAACAACGAUGAAAGUUGUAGUGAUUAUAAUCAUGGUUGCCAUUUCUCUCUUAUUCAUUUACAUGUCAUUCUUACUUUGUCUCGAUCCAAUUAUGAAUCAGAAUAGUAAGUCAACAACUACAGCAACAAGUGGCAAUCGUCAAGCACGACAAUAUGAAAGACAAGUCAAUGAAGAUAUUAAUGUGGAUAAUCCAACACAAGAGUGUGUCUUCAGUGAGCCGGCUGCUGCCAGUAACCUACAAGGUAAUCGACAACGUUCGUCAACAGUAUUGAAUUUAGUGACACAAGAACAAUCAAAAUGGAGAAAAAAUGUUCAACAACAACGUCAAUCUGUUUAUAACAAACAUGAAUUACUUAAUUGA